Messenger RNA from Meleagris gallopavo (turkey), 660 nucleotides. Lineage: Eukaryota; Metazoa; Chordata; Aves; Galliformes; Phasianidae. The record is from RefSeq and is a predicted model, not a curated record.
CAUUGUUUUGGGGUCAAUGGAUUCCAGCUUGGGGGAUUUGAGUUGACCCAACUUAACGGCAUUGACACCGAUGUCCCCAACACCUCCACUGCUGACGUCACCGCUCCCAGUGGAUCGAAGAUCCCCAGUCUCAACAUCUACAGGAUCUCCAGCCCCAAGACCGACCUCAACAUCUCUGCCCUCCAAUUCUCUGCCUGCACAAACACAAACACACCCCACAUCCCCACCACCACCCCAUGGACCUCUCAGAACACCUCGGAGACUAAACACCGCUGGGGCUACCACUGCUACGAUGACUUCUCCCCAACCCAGCUACGCUUCGUUCUCCCGCUACGCCUCAAGCUCUUCCUCGUCCUCUUCCUCCUCCCCUUUGCCAUCACCGUGUUCUGCUACAUCCGCCCCAUCCGUGCCCUCCUCACUCGACCCCACAUCCCUCUGCAGAAGAAGUACCGCACCGUGGGGCUGGCCGUGGCCACCAUGGUCAUCUUUGGGGUCUGCUUUGGACCCUACAACCUCUCGCAUGUGGUGGGCUUUGUGCAGCAGCGCAGCCCCACGUGGAGGCCCUACGCUCUGCUCAUCACCACCCUCAGCCCCGCGCUCGACCCCUUCAUCUUCUAUUUCUCCUCCAAUGCUGUGCGGAAGGCGGUCAGUGGGGUGGUG